ACGGAUUUCACGCGAGAGUAUUCGAGAUUUGCUGCAGCCGGGUGUUUCAUUCAUCUCGACGAGGUUUAACGAUGACUACACCAGAAGUACGUCUGAACCAUACGAUCUACAUCAACAACUUGAAUGAGAAAAUCAAAAAAGAUGAGUUGAAGAAGUCGCUGUACGCCAUCUUCUCCCAGUUCGGCCAGAUCUUGGACAUCUUAGUGGCCCGGAAUUUAAAGAUGAAGGGGCAGGCCUUUGUUGUAUUCAAAGAGGUUAAUAGCGCUUCCAAUGCGCUGAGGUCGAUGCAGGGCUUCCCCUUUUAUGACAAGCCCAUGCGGAUUCAAUAUGCCAAGCAGGACUCCGACAUCAUCGCCAAAAUGAAGGGCACAUUUGUCGAGCGUGAGCGUAAGAAGGAAAAGAGAGUGAAGCCGCCCAAACCGGAGGGAUCAAAGAAAGGCUCAGGGAUGGCUCCUGGCAUGGCUGGAAUGCCUCCUAUGAGCCAGGCUCCUCGCAUGAUGCAUAUGCCAGGUCAGCCUCCUUACAUGCCCCCACCCGGAAUGAUGCCUCCUCCAGGAAUGGCGCCUGGCCAGAUGCCCCCUGGUGCCAUGGCUGGUCAAAUGAUGGGAGGCCAGAUGCCUGGACAAAUGCACCAGCAGAAGGUUUCCGAGAAUCCUCCGAAUCACAUCCUCUUCCUCACCAACCUGCCAGAGGAGACCAACGAACUUAUGCUGUCCAUGCUCUUCAACCAGUUCCCUGGAUUCAAAGAGGUCCGUCUGGUUCCCGGUCGUCACGACAUCGCCUUCGUGGAGUUUGAUAAUGAAGCGCAGGCUGCUGCGGCGCGAGAGGCCCUCCAAGGUUUUAAGAUUACACAAACGAAUGCCAUGAAGAUCUCGUUUGCUAAAAAGUAAAGCUCUUCAAAGAAGUCGUCUCCUCACAAAUGACAUCAGUGAACAGGACAUGGUCUUUUGCUUUUAUUUUUUCUACUGGGAAACAUGUAAGUAUGCUCAUAUAGGACUUUAUACUGUUUUUUUUAUUUUCUUUUUAAUAAAACCUGAAAGCAUUGCACCUGGGGUCUGCUCUGUCAGACAUUGUACCCGGAGCUUUUUUUUUUUAAUAAAUGGACAUUCUGACUUCCA
Synchiropus splendidus (mandarinfish) is the source of this 1118-nucleotide messenger RNA. RefSeq names its product small nuclear ribonucleoprotein polypeptide A (gene snrpa). The record is from RefSeq and is a predicted model, not a curated record. The transcript has 7 exons. Bases 72 to 890 code for a protein of 272 amino acids. Gene Ontology annotation, biological process: mRNA splicing, via spliceosome. NCBI's taxonomy places the organism in Eukaryota, Metazoa, Chordata, Actinopteri, Syngnathiformes, Callionymidae. Gene Ontology annotation, cellular component: U1 snRNP. Gene Ontology annotation, molecular function: U1 snRNA binding.